AUGCUCGACGAUGAGGAAACCAAGGCCAGUGAGGCCAUGCCUUGUCCAAAGCCCCUCCACACCCCAAGAGUACAUGUGUGUCUUUGCCUUUUUAGAUCGGAGCUCUUAAGCCUGCUGAAGACCUACAACUGCUACCAUGAGGGCAGAAGCUUUCAGCUGAGACACUGUGAGGAAGAAGGGGCUCUGAUCAUCGAGGGGCUCCUCAACAUCGCCUGGGGACUCCGGCGGCCCAUCCGGCUCCAGAUGCAGGAUGACCGGGAGCGAGUGCACCUCCCCUCGGCCUCGUGGACACCUGGACAGCCCAGCUGCCACCCAAAGGAGCCAUCUCCCCAGGACAAAAGGGUCACCACUGAGGAGCCAGGGGCCCAGCUGGUGCCCAAGGUUGAGAGUUCCAGAGACAGUGCAGGGCCCCUGGAGGAGGACGAGGAGACCCCACAGCUGAUGCGGACCAAGAGCGACGCCAGCUGUAUGGUCCAGAGGAGGCCCAAGUGCCGCGCACCCAGCGAGGCCCAGCGGAUCCGGCAACACCGGUUCUCCAUCAAUGGGCACUUUUACAAUCACAAGACCUCCGUGUUUACUCCUGCCUAUGGGUCUGUGACCAACGUGAGGGUCAACAGCACCAUGACUACCCUGCAAGUGCUCACCUUGCUGCUGAACAAGUUCAGAGUGGAAGACAGCCCCAGUGAGUUUGCACUCUACAUCGUUCACGAGUCUGGAGAGCGGACAAAAUUAAAAGAUUGUGAGUACCCACUGGUUUCCAGAAUCCUACACGGUCCAUGUGAGAAGAUCGCCAAGAUGUUCCUGAUGGAAGCCGACCUGGGCGAGGAAGUCCCCCACGACGUCGCUCAGUACAUUAAGUUUGAAAUGCCGGUGCUGGACAGUUUUGUUGAAAAAUUAAAAGAAGAGGAGGAAAGAGAAAUAAUCAAACUGACCAUGAAGUUCCAAGCCCUGCGACUAACGAUGCUGCAGCGCCUGGAGCAGCUUGUGGAGACCAAGUAGCUGGCCAGUCCCUGCCUCUUCUGAAGCCCCCAGCAGCAAGUGCACACUGAGCCCCAGUGGCCGGGCCCCAACUGGUCACACUGAUUGAUGGCCACUACCUGAGGAACCUAGCGCCUGAGCUUCCUCCUGGCUGAAGCCCAAGUACCAUGAGUCCCACAGCCCUAGGUGAGCACUCACAGGGCCCAGAGCCAGGCUGAGGGGCCAGGAACUUGCUGGGGUCUGCGUGCAAGGCUGGCCUGGGCAGUGAGUAGCCUUGAAACUAUGGCACCAGCCACAUUAUAUGGCUGGAUGGUGUGGCCAGUCCUGUUCACACCACACCUCUCCUGCUUGGGAAAGCAGUACCCGACCCAGGCCCUGGGGCAUGGGCUUCAUCCACUUGCCUGGUGCCUGGCCCAGAGCCCUUGCAGGGCCACAAGCCCCUGUCUUUGUCAUCCAAGUGAAUCUCAAGAUCCCCAUCUGCCCUCACAUCACACUGCUGCUCAGGAACUCUGCUGGGACAGUCAGGGGCUGCCAGCAGGAAUGGGAUGUGCCCUGCGCCCAGCCAUCCCCUCACUGUGGUGUCUCUGACCUCCAAGCCUCCGACAUCACCCUGUGAGCCUUGCACAGCACAGCACCCCUACGCAGAGGUCAGACCAAGAAUAACUUCAUCAGUGAGACUCGAAUUCUUACAAGGAGCUCACUGCAAGAAACACGUCAAUUUGAUCAUGUUGAGGAGGUGAUCCACAUGGUGUUGAAAGGAUGCUGCCUGUGUGGGUGAGAGUCCAGGCCUGCCCAGCAGCAGCCGGAAGGCAGUGCCACUCCCAUUACCCCUGCCCUGUGCACACCUGUGUGUCCCUUUUCUUCUCUGGGUUUGUGUUCCUCUCCUCUAGCGGACAGGGGAUGACUCUCAGUACUUCUUAUCAAAGCGCGGCAAUGAGGAGAAAUGUUUGUUUAGGGAGAAAGGGCUUUGAAUUCCCUGGGGCCAGAUACUGAACAAUUUGUGUUUGUCCACUGCUGAAGAAUUUCUGGAAUGAAUGAGGAAGUGUUUGCGAAACUAUGCAACAGUUUACAUGUGAAGCAUUUGUCCAAAACAGAGCAAACUGAAGAUCAGAUUCUUCUCCCACUGGGGUCUCUGGGUAGUGGAUUUAAAGGGAAGAACCACAAAGGCUUGUCAAGAUAGGAGCCAUUCCAUCUCCAGUACAUGCAGAAGCUUUUCUCAGUCACCAUAAACAGCAGAGUAUGGGAGUGACCGCGCCAUGUGGGGCCACUCACCAGGGUGAACUUGACACCGGUUUCCCUGACCCAGCCCCAUCAUCGCAGAGAUGCCCAGAGAUGUGGGAGUGGCCUGCAGUUCUGUCCUCUCUGCUCUCCUUUGGCCACUCGGUUUCUUGGGUGCUUAAUAAAGGUGUGCCAUACCGAACUGAA
Messenger RNA from Galeopterus variegatus (Sunda flying lemur), 2403 nucleotides. RefSeq names its product Ras association (RalGDS/AF-6) domain family member 4 (gene RASSF4). Lineage: Eukaryota; Metazoa; Chordata; Mammalia; Dermoptera; Cynocephalidae. Gene Ontology annotation, biological process: signal transduction. The record is from RefSeq and is a predicted model, not a curated record.